UCGGUGAAAUGUACAAAUCCUUUGUAAUGACACAAGUAACGUAAAUAAAAAUGAUAGAUCCUCCAAGAUGCAGUACUCCUAAACGGGAGUGAAAGUUUUGGGACAUGCAAAAAACAACUAAAAACUUGAAAAUCUGAAAAACGUGUUAACAGCACUUUGUCAGCAAGUAUAUCUUAAAGGAAUUCAGUUUUGGCUAUUGACAGCUCAUGUCAUUAAAUAUUAGAAUUACUGUAUUUAUAUCAACGCAACUUACUAAAACGUCACACAGCUUCUGUAAUUAUGGGGGAUUUAAUAAAGGCAUGGAUCGUAGAAAGAAUUGGGGUAGUGAUGAACAUGGACCCGCAGGUCUUCUCUACGGAAGUAAUGGACGGUACAAUAAUCGCACAAAUUUUAUUAAACUACAACAUCAUCACCGAAACGCAAGCGUGGCAAAUAGUCCCGACUAAUAAUCCGGUUAUCGCCUCCAAAAACUUCAAGCUCAUCCAACUGUGGCUGCACAGUAUCGGCAUACAACGCGCCACUGAAGAACUAGAUGAAAUCUGCACGGGAAAAUCUAUGGUGGCAAUUAAACUUUUCUAUGAGCUCUAUUUGAAAUUACACGACAAAAACGGUCUCUUCUUCGCAAUGAGGAAAAGACAAAAAGAGAGGCUGCACCCGACAAACACCCGGUUUGACGUUUGCACGGUUAACGAAACCGUUAACGGAAAUCUCACCGAAUUCGUCGACAACGACCUAUGCCAGCAGUUAGUGGUGCACCAAGGUGUUAUUAAAUGGAACCAAGAUCGUUACAAAGCCUUACGGGAGAAAUACAGAGAGACGCGCGAACGUUAUUCGAAGUAUCUGGAUAAGAAGUGCGGUCUCAAAGAGGUCAAUCAGUUUGGCAACGCGGAAAUGGUUGUGCCACCCUCCAAACCCUUGGAGCGAUUGGAUUCGAGCUGCUCGAGCGACUACGACCUUACUUUCGAUGAUCUAGUCAAAGAGCGACAGGAGGCAUCUUUAAAGCCCGUAUUUGAGGAGGAUCCGAAAGCGGCCGCCGAAAUAUUGAAGAACAUUAAGCGGAGGAAACGUCGCGAGAUGCACGAAAAUGAAGAACGUGUAAAACAGCAGAAAUUACUGCUAAUGGAGCUGUGGGGUAAGCUCCUCGCGCAACAGGAGAAGGAACUGGAGGAAUGCGUCUCGAAGAAAAUGCUGAAGCAGUCCACUUUCGAAAAGCAAAUGACCACGAAACUGUUCGAAGUUCGACAGCAGGCCAAACACAUCUUGGCGAAUCGCAGAUUUAUGGACGACUGCGCGUUAAAAAAGCGCGAGGAUGAGUUCUUGGAGCAUGUGUUUUUACGGGACAAGGGCGUUGGUAACCAGAAAGGUAAUUACUAUGUCGAACGUGGAAGAAUGUUGGAGUUGCACAGGCGACUGUACGCACAACGGAUGUGCCUGUACGUUUCUAGGCGUGAUGACAUGUGCAAACGCAUUGUUGAAGAUUUUGUAUCGCUGGCGGUAAUAUCGGCCGGAUAUAAGGAGAAGUAUCAAGCUGAUCCCGAUGAGGCUAUAAGGAGGGAGUGGGGGAAUUUGUUUAUUAAAGCAAAAUCUCUAGUUGCCUAUCUAGCUGACGUGACCGAGCUUGUGGUCCCCGAACCCGUUUCGAGCGACUUGGAGGAAAUUUACUGUUUCGAAAUGGAUAGACAGGAAGCGUUAGACGAGCGAGAGUUUGAAAGUUAUAUGAACUUCGAAAAGCCUUGGACCGACUUUCUCGCACAGUGGGAGGAGCACUCGCCCCAAAUCGAGCACGGAAUGAACGUCUUGAGUCACAAUGUGAAUCGAGUCUUAAAAACCAAAAACCCCGAGGCGCAAUCGCCCCAUCCGUUACCGGCGGUUGACGUCGCAGUUUGCAUCAACGGUUUUCCCGAUUGCAACGUCCUCCCAGUGUUACAAAAGCUAUUAAACAAACGCAAAAUUCGUGUGAUAGAGAUGCAGGAUGCUGUCAACACGUGCCUGGAGGCGUACAAGUUGGAAAGAGGCACGGAAAGUCUUGAAAACGCGCUGAAUGAUCAUACUGAAGCGGCGCUUGCGCAUUUCAACAGAUCCGGCCCGGUUAAGCUCACCGUUCCUGUUAAGGGGAACAAGCAAAGCGCGACGUCUGGGCUCAAACUUGAAACAAAAAGCACCCAGACACUGGUUAACUACCCUUUGGUGGACUUAAGUGUUAUGGCCGAGUAUGGCAAGUUAGCCUACGAGGCAUUGAAUGUUGGCGAUGAGUUGACCGACAAUCUUCUCGUCGUAAUGCUCGUGGAAUAUAUAAGGAGCCUGAAUGACUUAUCAGGAUGGGCGCUGAUAAACUAUCCCAACACGUUGACUCAGGCAGCUGUGUUGGAACAGGCCUUAACAGGCGGGUUCGUGCCAGACGUAAGCUGCGAUUCGGGUAGCAUCGGUGAUAUCGCCGAUUUAAUCGUUAAAGCCUCAGAAAUGGGCCUUAAAGGCAGAAACGUGGAGUUGCAGCAAUCGAAACUGCUACCAGAUUUAAGUUCAUCGCAUUCCCUAUACCGCACUUAUCUCACCGCUUUCAUAACCGUUAAAUCUGAAAAUUGCGUCGGCACAGACUGUAGUGAACCACAGACGCCCUUAGAGGAGUUCUACCUGGAGCAGGGUUGCCACUAUGAGCUUUUGUACGAAAAUUUGGAACUGAACAUUAUUAAGCGACUGGCCAAAAUGAUUAUUGGCGAAUAUUCCAUUCCGCCGAAAACUUCGCAAGAAUUAUUCGGUGACACCCUGAACUACGUAGAGGCGAACCUAAGCGAAUCGGCAAAAUUCGUGGGGCAGGAGAUAAAGCAUCAAAAAGAAACAGUUCCAUCGGAAAUAUUCGUAGCAUCGACGGGUGUACCCGGAGAUCCUUCGUGGCAGUACUUCGAUAUCGCGUUUCCGGAAGAAAAUUAUGGCGAGAGAGAAGAACGAAUCUUUAACAUGAUGCUGCAAAUUCUCGAGGAUUCGAUUAAAAAUCCUCCCAAAAAGCCUCAACCUGUCCCUGUCUACGUUACCGAGCGAAAAGAAAUUAAAGAGGUGUUGUGCAGAUUAUUCAGAAAAGAACUGUAUAUGUGUGAAGAUGAUAGAUGUCGACGCAGAAUACCGCAAAUUCUUGAUAAACUUAAAGUGAAGAUUGUUUGGGAAAACAAGAACGGCGGGAAAUUUGAAUAUGAAAGUGACGAAAUUGGAUACGAUCAUACGACUGGCUGGUUUGAACAGUAUAUUUUACCUGAGAUAAUAAAGAAAAUAUCGGGACCUAUUUGGGUUAAAACAUUGCAAAUUUCCCCUACAUAUAGAUUACCUAAGGUCGUAUAUGUAACAAAGGGCUAA
Molecule: messenger RNA, 3345 nt
Organism: Photinus pyralis (common eastern firefly)
Lineage: Eukaryota; Metazoa; Arthropoda; Insecta; Coleoptera; Lampyridae
Product: sperm flagellar protein 2-like
Exons: 2
Coding region: 280-3345 (1021 amino acids)
Source: RefSeq, a predicted model, not a curated record